CAGCGUUGUCUACAGUGUAGGAUAUGAAUACGAGCAUGUAAGUCCGGUUUUCGAGAGAGAGAUCAUCCGCGCGUCUGAAAAAGGGAGAGGGAGAAAUCGUAUAAAGAGGAUCGGUCCAGCAACAAGCACUCGCAGUAUACGUAUCCGUUUCUUCAUCCACUCUCCCAUUAGUAGUUGAAAAAUGCUUUCUUGGUCCUCUAUAUGGGUAACGCUCUUACUCGCGAAAUUUACAGCAGCUAGUAUCGAGAGUACGGGAGGUUGGCAAGGAGUAUCAGCGAGUAGUGACUACGGAACAGGUCACGGCGUAGAAUUAGUUGGUUAUGGUUCCUACGGCGAUGGUGGAUUUAAUGGUUUGCACGGAGGACACAUCCAACACCAUUACGCUCCAGCCGUACCGGUGAGCCAACACGUGGAAGUUACCAAACCUGUGCCGAUACCUGUCGUCAAAAACGUUGGAGUGCCGGUUGCUCAACCAGUGGCGAUAGAAAUUCCACAUCCGGUCGCCAUAGGGAUACCGCAGCCUUAUCCGGUUCACGUACCAGUUGCAAAGCCAGUUCCGAUCCCCGUGGUGAAGACCGUGGCGAUUCCUGUCGAGAAAAAGGUUCCAUUUCCUGUGGAGAAGGUGAUACCGGUCCCAGUGGAGAAACAUGUGCCUAUACCGGUAGAGAAACAUAUACCGGUACCCGUAGAAAAACCAUAUCCCAUUCACGUGCCAGUCUACAAGCACGUGUACCAUCGGGUGAAGUCGCACGGUUACGGAUGGAAUCGUUAGACGUUAUAACAUGGUGCUUUGAGGAUACAAGCGUGUCUACAGAUAUGUUCGUAACACCAAGCGAGCGUAACUUCUGCGUGCGUAUUGGCCAGUUUACGGCAAAAGAUUACGAUUCUCUUCCUCAAACGAUCGAUCGCGAUACGGCUCUUCUUCGAGCGCACACAUUGCACGAAUCGGAGAAAUCAACAGGACGUCACACAAGUAUGACAGAAUAUCUCUGCUGUUGUUUGUAUUUAUGGUUCUUUUUUUUUUUUUUCUUUUUUUGUUGUCGCGUUAUCGAAUAAAAUAUUGAUCUUUAAUUAAACCA
Frieseomelitta varia is the source of this 1079-nucleotide messenger RNA. Its product is annotated as zinc finger protein 512B-like. The record is from RefSeq and is a predicted model, not a curated record. NCBI's taxonomy places the organism in Eukaryota, Metazoa, Arthropoda, Insecta, Hymenoptera, Apidae. The transcript has 4 exons. Bases 182 to 772 code for a protein of 196 amino acids.